CUCUCCUCCCCCUCGGGCCGCGCUCCGACGCCGAGCCCUGCGCAGCGCAGCGGCCGCGAGAAGCCACGUUGACAAGCCCGGGCGCCGAGGGGCGGGCCUUGCUUCGCUUGCCCGCGUUUGGCGUUCGGGUCGCGGCUGCUCCGUUGGCAAAAUGUCUUCGCCGCCCAAAGCGAAAGCGGAGACCCGAGCCGGACACCCUCCCGCCGUCAAAGCUGGUGGAAUGAGAAUUGUGCAGAAACACCCACAUGCUGCAGACACCAAAGAGGAGAAAGAUAAGGAUGAGGAGGAAUGGGAAACCAACAGCAGUCCACCUAAACAAACUGUGUUCAUUUCUGGAGUCAUUGCAAGGGGUGAUAAAGACUUCCCUCCUGCUGCAGCCCAAGUGGCACACCAGAAACCGCAUCCCUCUGUGGAAAAGCUUCCUCCUCCUCAACAUGUCAACCAGUACAUCCACCAGCCUCGCAAAUGAAUUGCCUGUCCAAGACCAGUCAUACUGUUUUAGAGAAGGAACGAUUAAGAAGUUUGUGCUACCAGAUCUUUGAAAAGUGAUCUCAUGCUUUUUGCCUUAAUUGACUAUGGUUUAAUUCAAAAGUGGGGGGGGGAGGGGAAAGAGAUGGGGAAUUUACAGUUCUGUUACCCCAAUCUGAUGUUGCUCAUGGGUCCUGCCAAUCAAAAGUGUCACGGUAAUAGAAAUGUAACAGGAAGGGAAUAAUAAUAGCACAGAUCAAAUCAUUGUUUUAAUUAAUAACUAUUUUAAUUUUUUUUUGUUCCUGGGAUUUGGCUGUACAGGAAUGUGUAAGACUUUGGGGGUGGGGGAGAAGCAGUUUGUCCCUUUCUCCCACCUCUUUCUAAUUAGAGGUUUUCAAAAUGUGUGAGUCUGAUUUUAUGGCAUCAUUUUGAUUUUUUUUUAAAAAAAAAAAUCUUCCUACUCUGUUCUUAAAUAUAUCUAAGGAAAAGCCAGCUUCUUAAUUUUCUUUUUUAGUCAAAAAACAUAUGAAAGGACCACAAAUGUCUCUCAGAUGAGUAAGAGAUCUCCUGGACGGUGUGAAACUUUGGGGGAUUUAUGUCAUAGUUCUUGUAACCUAGCCAAAGAUUUUGCCAGUCAGUCAUAAAUGGUCUCCCUGCAUCCUGUCCAAAACUACUGAGCAAUAACACCUGGUAAUCAAAUAAAAAUGGCAAAAUUGGGUGGUCUGCAUUUCACUGGAUUUGGAGAGCUUUCAAGAUUCUUACCAUAGCAUUAAAGGAACUCUCAUCCCUUCAAAAACACCAAUGUAAAUGUUCAGGAAAGCUGAAGGCUGCCGGGAUGAGGAUUGUAGAAUUGGAUGCUCCCCCAUGUCCCUGUGAAGGGAAUUCUUGCAUGGGAGAACAUUCAAACACGCAAUGCCUUACCUGCCACCUAAAAUGUUCCAUUUCUGGCAAGACUGUACCAUGUACUUACUUCUGCAGGUUUUACUUGGCUGCACAUUGGCAAAUAAACUACUUGGACAGUAA
This is a messenger RNA of Eublepharis macularius, 1491 nucleotides long. It is a transcript of the gene DAP, whose product is annotated as death associated protein. Gene Ontology annotation, biological process: cellular response to amino acid starvation; negative regulation of autophagy; apoptotic signaling pathway. The coding region runs from base 152 to 469 and encodes 105 amino acids. Lineage: Eukaryota; Metazoa; Chordata; Lepidosauria; Squamata; Eublepharidae. The transcript has 4 exons. The record is from RefSeq and is a predicted model, not a curated record. Gene Ontology annotation, molecular function: death domain binding.